AUGGUUGACGCAGAUUCACUUGUGGCUCAAGCAUGUUCUCACAUGGAGGAAUCGCCCACAGCGGGACAGAUCCAGGAGGGGAAAGACGCUGCAGCUGUGGACCCGGGCACCCUGCUGGACGCUGGAGGCAGCGCCGUGGUGACUCUGGUGGCGGGCGACACACGUCUGGCAGCACACAGGGCCGUCCUUGCCGCCAGGAGUCCCGUGUUCGCCUCUAUUUUCAGCCACGGCACGCUGGAGGCCGCAGUCCCAGACGUGGGGGGCCAGUUGCUGCGCCACCUCGUGGCCUACAUGUAUACCCUGCAGGCCCCGCAGUUGGCCAGAAUGGCCCCCCAGCUGCUGGUCGCGGCUGAUAAGUACGGCUUGUCAGGCCUGAAGGCACAGUGCGAGCAGCAGUUGGCUGCACAGCUGUCUGUUGAGACUGCGGUGGCCACAGCUGUGCUCGCUAUUCGGAACUCCUGA
Molecule: messenger RNA, 462 nt
Organism: Schistocerca americana (American grasshopper)
Lineage: Eukaryota; Metazoa; Arthropoda; Insecta; Orthoptera; Acrididae
Product: protein roadkill-like
Exons: 2
Coding region: 1-462 (153 amino acids)
Biological process (GO): regulation of proteolysis; proteasome-mediated ubiquitin-dependent protein catabolic process
Cellular component (GO): nucleus; cytoplasm
Molecular function (GO): ubiquitin protein ligase binding
Source: RefSeq, a predicted model, not a curated record